UUCGUCUGCUUCCGCCUGGAACUUCCUUUCUGGCAGCGGAUUAAUCUUCGCCAACAUGCCACUCGCAAAAGACUUGCUGCACCCAACCCCUGAAGAAGAGAGGAGGAGGCACAAGAAGAAGCGUCUCGUACAGAGCCCCAACUCUUAUUUCAUGGAUGUCAAAUGUCCAGGAUGUUAUAAGAUCACAACGGUGUUCAGCCACGCACAGACAGUGGUGCUUUGUGUUGGUUGCUCGACUGUGCUGUGUCAGCCCACCGGAGGCAAGGCUCGGCUCACAGAAGGGUGUUCCUUCAGAAGGAAGCAGCAUUAAGAUGUAUUCUGGACGCUUCCGUGGAGAGAGCGAGAAAGAGAGAGCGAGGGAGGAGACGGACCAGAUUCAGUCACAGCAGCUGAUUCUUAUAAAGUGAAGAUGGGGAAAUGGCUCUGAAGAACUGAUUUAAAACACCCUCCAACCCUGUGUCUCUGUUUCUCUUUCUCACUCUUAAUAAAAUGUUUGGGCUGA
Molecule: messenger RNA, 502 nt
Organism: Danio aesculapii
Lineage: Eukaryota; Metazoa; Chordata; Actinopteri; Cypriniformes; Danionidae
Gene: rps27.1
Product: ribosomal protein S27, isoform 1
Exons: 4
Coding region: 56-310 (84 amino acids)
Biological process (GO): ribosomal small subunit assembly; translation
Cellular component (GO): cytosolic small ribosomal subunit; ribosome
Molecular function (GO): structural constituent of ribosome; RNA binding
Source: RefSeq, a predicted model, not a curated record